Amoebophrya sp. A120 is the source of this 5085-nucleotide messenger RNA. Lineage: Eukaryota; Dinophyceae; Syndiniales; Amoebophryaceae. The record is from the annotation of a GenBank genome assembly.
AUUUGAAGUAGAAACCGUGUUCCGCAGUACUGCAACAGAGUCAGAGAUUUCAGCAGCGAUUUCGUACGAAUUUGUAAAGUAGGCUCCAAGAGAAAGAAAAACAGCCCUGCUUCGGUCCUAACGUGCGUGCAAGUUGUCCACGAUGAAUCGGUGCGUGAGAUACUUACGUUACUAUGGUGCCGUGCGUGCUGCCAUCCUCGUACGAAGGCCAACGGCUAAUCUAUCGGUCUGCACCGUGCAACUUGAAUAGCUUCUUUCGGCCGAUUUCGUUCACAAUACUCAACCGUCGUACAGCACACACAACGUAUGGAAAGCCACAAGGUCGGUAUAGAAAUACCGCAGUGUCUUUGCUCUGCGAGCAUAUCGAAUGAAAAAAACUUGGUAAAACUGUCCCCUCCAGUGCUACGUAGCUUCCCAAGUCUGUGUUGUUUGCCUUCGGGAGUACAACCUGCAGGCUGUAGUUCUUUCUAAGCGUUAGUUUAUGAACCCAAUAAUUUCUGUAUAAGCAGUACCCGAAUAAAGCCAUUCUGUAAGAAGAUUGGGACAACACGCGGGAUAAAGAACGAAAAUGGCCCCUGCCAGAUCGAAUAAAUCUACAAGGAAGUCUCCUACCACGCUGGCGGUCUCAACAUCUCCUUCACCAGCAUCACACCAGCGAGAAGCAACGAAGGCAAAUAUUAAAAUGUCGUCCUCUACUUUCACCGCCCGCGCGGCCCGCGCCACCCGAACCGUCGCGAGGACCUGCUGCCCGAAACUUUGGAAUACUUUCCUCACGAUGCAGAGGUACGCGAUGCGAGGCGGCAGACAGGAGGUGCUGGCCAAUAUCCCGGAAGAGGCGAAGAAAACUUCCGUGCAGUGGAGAAAAAACAGGAGACAUCAAGUGGCAAAAACUACAAGUUCCGCCGCGAAAACAAAAUCGCUCCUCGCUCUCGGCACCCAAAUUCUCUCCGCCUACCUGGUAUUCAGCGGCGCGCAGGUCUUCAGCGCUGAGUUCGGAAACACGGGCGAGCUCGUGACGGUAUAGAUACAGAGGGUUUUGCCAUCUUGUGAUAAUCAUCUUUUCAUCUCUGCGACGAUGAUCAUGAUUUCGUUUUGGCCACACGUAGUUCGCUUUCAUCGCAUUUUGCUGAGGCUCUUUGACGUUUUGUUUCCCUUGCCAGAAUUCACUAUAGACGCUGCAAGAAUGAAUAAACCAUCCAUAUCCAAACCUCUACCACAGGUUCUCGAGGACAAGCCAAAAUUUUCUUUCGUUUCCCUCGCGGUCUCGGCGAUGUUGCUUGGGAGUUUCGCUUUUAUGAUGGCCAUGUUUUACCUCGUGAACCACCCGGAUGAGGAUAUGAAGCGGUACUCCUGGCAAGUCAUCUCCGCAACCAUUUCAAUUUUCAUCGCGGUGCUCACGUUCCAGGUAUAGAGCCGUGUUUCAUUAUUUUAUUUGCAUUUUUACAACUACAUCAUGCUAGAACGCGUUUGUAUUGCUGAUUAUCGCAUGACAACAAAUGAAAUUUUAUUCAAUUUUCAAGUGGAUGAUCGAAAAGUCCUGUAGCAAAAAUACAAAUCCUGCAAAAAAAUAAAAACCUCUCUUAUUUCUCCUACGUAUCACAGGGCAUAGACAACACACUGGUGAACGCGAUCAUCACGGAGCAGGGCGGCAUCCGGCACUUACUCCUCGAUUUCACGCAGCAGUUUUGUUGGUUCUGGAUCCUCCAGUUCGCCCUCGGCAAGGCCACCGGCGCGCUCGGCGGGGGCGGGGACGAGGACGAGGAGGACGAGACCAAGGGGGAAAACCCGGACGAAGUGUGGCUCACCGAGGAGGAGAAGGAAGAAAUCGAACUGCUGGUCAUGUUUUGGGGCACGUUGAUCGCGCACAUCAACGGGUUCGCGGCGAUUAACUCCUUUUCCGACUUGCAGCAGUUAUCUUUUUAUGCAUUGCAAAAGCAUCGUACUAGUACGAAUUGCAUUACAAGCUGUUGCAGAAUGAAAAAUGCAUUUUGUAAUGCGGAUCUAGCUAUAGAAACUAGACUUGUCAUGCUGUGCUGCAAUUAGGUUGUACGAGUGCGAUACUUUUGCAGUCAAUACCUUUUUCGCCCAGUCCCCCUUCCACGCCAUUCUCACCGUCCCGAUCGCGUUCUGCGUCAUUGUCGGGUUGUUCCACCUACUCGAUUCGUAUCGGGAGCGGCUGGCGCUGCUCGAUGGCCACAAGGAUGACCGCGAAUACAUGUGGGACGCGGAGGCCGAGGAGUGCGAGAAUGACGUGGCUGGUAGAAAAAUUUUUUCGUUAUUUGCAUUGGUUCUAUAGUCUCUCAUAGUACCUCUUUACAGUCAUCUUCACAGGGGCUAUUUAACUUGUUUUUGAUGCACUCGCGGCCAUUGCGGAAACAAAGUCAAGGAUCACGAACAACAAUCUAUAAGGAUUGCCCAAAAGCUGCUAGUAAACGAUGACCACCAUAAUCCCACAAUGAAUAUUAAACAGGUCUCUGCCUUUCCUUCUUAACUGCCCAAGCCGUGACUUUCUCCACCGUCGGCAUCAUCCCGGAUAGCGAGGGUGAACUCGAGCACCUCGGCGACAUCACGGGGGAAAUGUACAUUGUGCAGUUCAUUUGGUGCCUGGUGUUCAUGGCCAUUUCCGUGCUGGUCACCCGGCUCUGCUCCUACCUGCAGCCGGAGGAGGAGUCGUUCCAGGAGCGGAUUUAUGCACUGCAAAAUUAUCGUACUCGUAGUAAUCGCAACUAUGCAUUACAAAUCUACUUGUUAAGGUAAAGCCGCAUGACAAAUUUGAUUUGUCAUGCUGAGCCAAUUUGUAUUGCGAUUUCUACUAGUACGAUGCUUUUGCCGUGCAUAGGAGUCUCGGUGUGAUGAACAACUGGAGCUGCAUGUCCUUUUCCUGGACGACGUAUCCUCAGCAAAAAAGUCCCCACCCCAGAGUUGUCAUGCAAAUGUGGAAUUGACGGGAACAUUUGUAAUGCGCAUCUCCAUGAGAGGCAUUUCUAGUCGUGUUUUGGCAUUUGUAAUGCUUGAAACAGGAUGAGAAAAUGGCUUUCUCAUGCGGCUUUCCUUGCUAGCCAGCACUACAUCGCAGCUAGAAACUUGUCAUGCAGAACUCCCAAAACUUGGAAAUUUGUGUUGCCGAUUUCUCAUCUUGACUAUUGGGUGUGGAUGUUUUUACACAGCAUACGACGCUGAUGUUGUUCCGGUGGUGCAUGUUCUACAUCGGAUUGGGGGAAGACCCGGUGUUCUUCAAGGUCGGGGUGGCCCUCUGCGCGUCCUGUGUCGCGUUUCUCCUGAUCACGGCCCUGGACAAUUUGUCCGAUGGGGAUUUCACUUCUGACCAGGUGGACAAAGCGUUGCGGCAGAUGAUCCUGGCUCUUGCAAUCCUCGUCGGGUUCGGGUGGGAACAGUCGUUUGACGUGGGUGUGGAGGCGUUGUCCGACAAAAUCGCGAUUUUCGGGAGCCACGGCUUGGCCAAGUUCCUAAUGACGGUGUUCCUGCUCGUCAUCGUCGCGCCGGCGUGGAAAAUAUGGAUUGCAAAUAUGUCUGGGUCUGGGAGGUAAUGGAUGCGAGAUUUUUCAUGCUAGUCUGGCAUGACUCUGGGAUCUGUAUUGCGUGGCAGCUUAGGGCUCCUCUUGCCUGUCAUACAAACACGCAGUUUCUCAUGCGGAAUUAUACGCAACACAGAACCAUGAAAAAACUUGUCAUGCUUGGCGGCGCAUUACAGUGUGGUUAUUAUUCGGUGACCUGCAUCACAACCUUCCAGACCCAGACACAUUUGCAUUUGAUACAAAAUUUACAUCAUUCCGACCUACUUCCGCUUACAGGAGGAGCACGACGACGCCAGGGAAGAAGCGCAGAAAGUUUACGACGAAAUCACGGGGUAUUUAUGUUUUAUUGUAAUCAUGCAUUACAAAUCUUUCUCUAAAGGUAAAUCAGCAUUACAAAUUUUAUUUCUCAUGCCGAGAAAAUUUGUAAUGCAUUUAUACGAGUGCGAUACUUUUGCGUAGGUAUAGAAAGUAUGGGCAGGAACUUUCUGGUUGUACUAUGUAGAAGUAGAGCCGCGGGUUUGGUUCUUGCGUACGCAAUCCACAAUUUUAAAACUAUCAGGCACGAUGACGACUACCACCGGUUUGAAGGCAUCCCCACCAGUUUCCAUGAUGAGUAUGGCAAGCUGAAGGACGAGCUCGAGCGCAAGCGACAGGAGGCUGAGCGGCUGGCGCUGGAGGAAUUGCACGAGAAGUACGACAUCAAAAACAUCAUUCAAGCGGCCGAAACCGAGAAGCGGGAGCGACAACAGCAAGCGCAAGCGGCGGCAGAAAAGAGCGGCUUGAAAAAGAAGUAGUCACUUCUUUUUCUAUACCGCUUGAAGAGAUUUAUUGCGAUCAUCAAUUAUUUUAUCGGGUUCUUAUUUUCAGAAAUAAAAGUUUGCUCAAGUUGUGGGGUGCAAAUGCAUAAUAUGCAAUUUUUAUCCGGCGGUAGAAGAGGGGAAGAAGUGGUGGCACUACAGAGAUUCGGACGCAAAGAUGAACACCGCCUUGUGCUUGUGUCUUUUUUUUGAUGCAAAAACUUGUACAGUCGUAAGCAGGCCGUGCUGAUUUGUCGUGUCACUACCCAAAAAAAAGCGAGAAAUGUACGGCCUCUCUUGUAUAAAUGCCCUCAAAACCAAACUUCUUUAACCAUUUAUCUUCGUUUCAGCCUUUCAAUUUGUCACUAGUAUGAAUGUGUUUCAAGGACGUUCGUUUCGAAAAUAGCAGGUAGACUUUUUCAAACCAUUUAGGACCAGCAGAAGUAAAAGUGGGCAGAACAGCGAUGCGGGCUGCGGGCUUCCGAGCCACUUCAAUGUUCUUGUAAGUAAGCCCCUUCGAAGAAGUUCAGCGACGGCAGAUUGUUACUUCUUCAUCCAGUUGCGCGUUCAAAAUCAAAUUCUUUCAAACAGGAAGCAAAAUGUAGAAAGAAAUGCAGCUUUGUAUAUUUUCUUUUUGAUUAGAAUGUAACAUACGACAAGAUAGAAUAGCAACUGUAAAAACUACAAGUUCAGAAUAUGAAAUUGGUCAAAAGAAUCGACGAGCCUGUAUCGAAAACUUGAAGAAGUCGAAG